UUGAAAAAAAAGUCACAUCGAGCUCAUACUCGGAGAGGUAGAGACACCAGUCACCUGUGUACAUUGAACAGACGCAGGAGGAGGGAGAUAGAGAGAGAGAGAGAGAGAGAGAGAGAGAGAGAGAUGGAUCCAAAGUUAGCGGAGGUCUCGCAGCUAUUCGAGCGAUUCAAAGCGGCGUGUGCCCGAGAGGAUGUCGACACUUGCUGCAAUGUGCUUUCUAAGCUCAAGGUCUUGUUGACAGGAUUUUCUAGCCUGCCACCGUUGUUUGAAGAUACGCCUAAUGCUAUUCAUGAGUUGACAUUAGCAAGGGAUAUAUAUGAGCAUGCUGUUCUUCUAAGUGUGAAGAUUGGGGAUCAGGAUGCCUUUGAAAGGGAUUUCUUUCAGUUGAAGCCAUAUUAUACAGAUGCCAGCAGUAGCCGUCUCCCCCCAUCUUCUCAGGAAUACAUGAUCUUAGGCCUCAACCUCUUGAGACUUCUAGUGCAGAAUAGAAUUGCUGAAUUCCAUACUGAGCUGGAACUGCUUUCAUCCACUGCUUUGGAAAAUCCUUGCAUCAAGCAUGCUGUGGAGUUGGAGCAAUCAUUCAUGGAAGGGGCUUACAACCGUGUGCUGAGUGCAAAACAAACUGUGCCAUGCAAAACCUAUGAUUAUUUCAUGGAUCUUUUGGCAAAGACAGUAAGGGAUGAAAUAGCUGGAUGCAGUGAGAAGGCAUAUGGCUAUCUUUCAGUUAGUGAUGCCCGCCAAAUGUUGCUCUUCUCUUCUGAUAAUGAACUUCUGCAGUACAUCAAGGAGGAGCAACCCGAGUGGGAGAUAAAGACUGGUCAAGUAAUUUUCCAGAAGGCAAAAGAAUCUGCCUCUUGCAAGGAAAUACCAUCUCUACAACUUAUUAACCAGACUCUGAGUUACGCAAGAGAGUUGGAGCGAAUUGUGUAGAGUUGAAACUGAUGGCUAUGGUCGCAAAACUCUAAUUGAAAAUUGUUCUGAGGAUAAAGAUAUUAUCUUCUUGCAUUUUAAUUUGGUCACUCCAGUAACAAAAUUUGAUCAUUAUGGCAACUUUCCCCCUCUUUCCCGGUAAUUCUGUCUUCAUUUUUAAUGCUGGCGAGGAUCUUGUACUUUCAAACUAAACUUUAGAGUGCAAUAUUUCGCACUGGUGGAGGGUCAAAAUUUUCCAAUAUGAUGACUUCUUGAUUAUAGAAUUGGGCUGGUUAAUAUAUGGCCAUAAUUCUUUCUGAGUUUCACUAAAAUUGUCAUGGAUUUGAGGUUA
Hevea brasiliensis (rubber tree) is the source of this 1261-nucleotide messenger RNA. RefSeq names its product 26S proteasome non-ATPase regulatory subunit 8 homolog A. The record is from RefSeq and is a predicted model, not a curated record. Gene Ontology annotation, biological process: proteasome-mediated ubiquitin-dependent protein catabolic process. The transcript is spliced from 6 exons. Gene Ontology annotation, cellular component: proteasome regulatory particle, lid subcomplex; cytosol; proteasome regulatory particle. Lineage: Eukaryota; Viridiplantae; Streptophyta; Magnoliopsida; Malpighiales; Euphorbiaceae. Bases 124 to 930 code for a protein of 268 amino acids.